Capsicum annuum is the source of this 1325-nucleotide messenger RNA. Its product is annotated as serine/arginine-rich-splicing factor SR34. Bases 154 to 960 code for a protein of 268 amino acids. Gene Ontology annotation, molecular function: mRNA binding. The transcript has 12 exons. The record is from RefSeq and is a predicted model, not a curated record. NCBI's taxonomy places the organism in Eukaryota, Viridiplantae, Streptophyta, Magnoliopsida, Solanales, Solanaceae. Gene Ontology annotation, cellular component: ribonucleoprotein complex; nucleus; cytoplasm.
UACUACAAGGGUCAAAGUGUUAAAAAGAUAAAACAUACAGGAGUGAUUUGCAAAAUGAACACGUUAAUAUCGCUUCACUAUAUUCCUUAAAACCCUAAUCUUCAAAAUUUCCUCCCUCUUCUUCCUUGUCUGCUCUCGAUCUUCCGAGGAACAAUGAGUCGGUCGAGUAGGACACUUUAUGUUGGCAAUCUUCCUGGUGAUGUUCGUGAGCGUGAAGUGGAAGAUCUGUUUUACAAGUAUGGCCCGAUAGCACAUAUUGAGCUGAAAAUUCCACCAAGACCCCCUGGUUAUGCCUUUGUCGAGUUUGAAGAGGCUCGUGAUGCUGAAGAUGCUAUUCGUGGUCGUGAUGGCUAUGAUUUUGAUGGGCAUCGUCUGCGGGUUGAACUUGCACAUGGUGGGCGGGGUAACUCAUCAUCAAAUGAUCGUUAUGGUGGUGGUGGCCGUGGUCAGCGUGGUGGAGUGUCCAGACGUUCUGAUUAUCGAGUGUUUGUUACAGGAUUACCCCAUUCAGCAUCUUGGCAGGAUCUCAAGGAUCACAUGCGUCGAGCUGGGGAUGUUUGUUUCUCCCAAGUUUUCCGUGGCGGGAGUGGCACCACUGGUAUUAUUGAUUAUACAAACUACGAUGACAUGAAAUAUGCUAUCAAGAAGCUUGAUGACUCUGAGUUUCGGAAUGCCUUUUCUCGUGCGACAAUCCGAGUUAAGGAAUAUGACCGCAGUCGAAGCCGUAGCCGCAGCCGUUCUUACUCCAGAGGAAAGAGUGUUAGUCGAAGCCAUAGCCGAAGUAGAAGUCGUAGCAGGAGCAAAAGCAAGUCUCCUAAAGUUAAAUCUUCAAAGCGCUCAAGAUCUCGUUCAAGGUCUGUGUCUUCUCGGUCUCGUUCUGGGUCAAAAGGACGUUCUGUCUCAAGAUUUUGGAUAUGUGCGGCGGUUUGUGGAUUGCAUAUUAGGAUCUUGAGUGGAUAAUGGUCUUGCCUGCAACUCUUUUGGUUGUGGAGGUACGCUGUUUUCUAGAUGGCAGCUUUGGGUCUUUUAUGAUGUCUCUAUUCUAAUGAGCAUCGUGAAAUGUUCCAUGGGUGCUAGAUUGGGAUCAUGAAGAUCAUGGAUCUAUGGUGGAGCUGGACUGGGGAACUAACUGCCACUUGAAUUUGGAUCACCACCUAUUUUUGGUAGAAGCAUUUUCUACCAAAGCAAAAUAAAGACUAGUUCAUUCUUUUGGUAUCCUGCUAAUUGGUCUCUGACUGCAUAAAUAUAAAAUAUUACUUAGUCUUAACAGUGUAACUUGCAUUGCUUCAUACAUACCAUAUAUUCCACUCUGGAUUCUGCCAAAA